Microthlaspi erraticum is the source of this 2808-nucleotide messenger RNA. NCBI's taxonomy places the organism in Eukaryota, Viridiplantae, Streptophyta, Magnoliopsida, Brassicales, Brassicaceae. The record is from the annotation of a GenBank genome assembly.
AUGUCUUCCUCAAAGUCAAUGGUGUUUGGCCUAACAUGGAUGCUAAUCUUGAUGAUGAUGAUGAUGCAGCGAUGUAGAAGCUGCAUCGACAGUGAAAGGCGUGGUUUGUUAGAGCUCAAGUCCAAUCUUCUCUCGUUUAGUAAUGAUCUACAUCCUGACGUUCUUCGAGGAUGGAGGACAACUAGUAAUCGUUCUUGUUGCAGUUGGAGAAGAAUCAAAUGUGACUUAAACAGCAAACGUGUGAUCGGACUCUCCCUUGGAUCCUUAUAUCCCUCAGGCUUCUCUGAUACUCUUCCUCAACUGAAUCUAACCUUGUUGUAUCCUUUUGAGGAGCUUCAGAGUCUCAACUUGUCGAUGAACAACUUGGGAGGCUGGUUCGACCAAAGACAAGGUUAUAAGAGCCUUGGAAGAUUUAGAAAAAUUGAGAUUAUGGAUCUCAGUUACAAUUAUUUUAACAGCAGUGUCUUUCCAUUCUUGAAUAAGGUUGUGUCUCUCAAGACUUUAUUUCUUGGUGGCAACUAUAUUGAGGGUUCCUUUCCUGUAAAAGAGCUUAUUAAUCUGACAAGUUUGGAAGUACUAGAUCUAAAGCUCAACAAUAUCAGCGGCCAUUUACCAGGAAAAGAGCUCAGCAAUAUGCAGAAGCUCAAAGCUUUGGAUCUAAGUGAGAAUCUAUUCUCUGGUUCACUGCAAAUGCAAGGCAAAUUUGUGGGUGAAGUCCCUCUCUGUUUUUCAAGCUUCUCCAAACUCCGAGUUCUUGAUCUAUCAUCAAACAACCUAAGUGGGAAGCUUCCAUCUUUCAUCAGUAACUUCAAAUCCAUGGAAUACUUAUCUCUACACGAUAACAACUUCCAAGGCUUGUUUUCCUUGGAUUUGAUCUCUGAAUUAACAGAGCUCAAGGUUUUCAAACUCUCGUCCGUGUCUAGCACGCUUCAAGUAGUAGAGACGAAUGUUUCCACUGCCCUAAAAUCUCAGCUAAAGAGUCUCACUUUGUCAAACUGCAACCUCAAGAAAAUCCCCGGUUUUCUCCGGUAUCAGAAGGAAAUACGAGUCAUCGAUCUCUCCAGCAAUAAGCUCUCCGGAGCUUUCCCAACUUGGCUGUUGAAGAAUAACACAGAGCUUCAGGUUCUGUUCUUGCAGAACAACUCAUUCAACACCUUUACACUUCCAAGACUACACCACAUGUUGCAGUUCCUUGAUCUUUCAGCUAACAACUUCAACGACAAACUCCACAAGAAUAUUGGUUUGAUGCUUCCUCGGUUGAGACAUUUGAAUCUCUCAAACAAUGAGUUUCAAGAAAACAUGCCUUCCUCUGUUUCAAGAAUGGAAGAUCUUGAGUUUAUGGAUCUCUCAUACAAUAACUUCUCAGGGAAGUUACCAAGAAGCCUUUUCACUGGUUGCUAUUCACUGAAAUGGCUUAAGAUCUCUCACAACAGAUUCACCGGACCGAUUGUUCCAAAAUCAAGUGAAGAGACGUCACUGAUGACGUUGAUCAUGGACAACAACAUGUUCACAGGGAAGAUCACAGACAAUCUACGCAGCUUAAGGCUCUUAACAGUGAUAGACUUAUCCAACAACUUCCUCACUGGCAAGAUUCCAAGAUGGUUAGGCAGUUUCUUCUUGGACAUUCUUAGAAUCUCUAACAACCGUUUACAAGGUGAAAUACCAACUUCUCUGUUCAACAUUCCGUACCUCUGGCUCUUGGACCUUUCUGGAAACUUCUUAUCUGGUCACUUACCUAAACGCUCUGACUCGGAUUACGGUUAUAUAUUGGACUUGCACGACAACAAUCUCACUGGUUCUGUUCCAGACACGUUGUGGAAAGGUUUGGUUUUGCUUGAUCUGAGAAACAACAAACUCUCUGGAAACAUCCCCUGGUUUAGGAACUCUCCGAGAAUCGAUGUUGUUCUGCUGAGAGGGAAUAACUUGACAGGCAAGAUUCCGGAGGAGCUGUGCGGUUUAAGCAACGUGAGAAUGUUGGAUCUUUCUCACAACAGAUUGAAUGAGAACAUGCCUUCGUGUCUCAACAAUCUAUCGUUUGGUUUAGGAGGAGAUGGUCGUAACGAUCCAGAGUGGUAUCCGGCGAACAUGUUCUCAUACUUUAUGGACAUACACACCGAAGUCUAUUACGAGUCCGUUCUUGUGUCGGAACGGUUUGGUUUAGACUACUCGGUAGAUUUCAGAGUCCAAGUUGAGUUUGCUGUGAAACAGAGAUAUGACUCGUACAUGAGAGGGACUUUAGAUAAGAUGUUUGGUCUUGAUCUGUCGAGCAACGAGUUAAGCGGUGAGAUCCCGGAAGAGCUAGGAGAUCUUAAGAGAGUACGUUCGAUGAAUCUUUCACGGAACUUGUUAACGGGUUUUAUCCCUGAAAGCUUCUCUGAUCUAAAAAGCAUAGAAAGUUUGGAUCUUUCUUUCAACAAGUUACAUGGAAACAUUCCGUCUCAGCUCACGAUGAUGCAGUCUCUUGUCGUCUUUAACGUGUCUUACAAUGACCUAUCUGGUGUGGUUCCGCUAGGGAAACAGUUUAACACUUUUGGUGAGAUGAGUUACUUAGGUAAUGUUCGUCUCUGUGGAUCACCUACCAAUAGGAGCUGUGAUAACACAAGAAGCUCUGGAGAAGAAGAAGAAGAUGAUGGUGAAAGUGGGUUAAUCGAUAUGGUGGUCUUGUGGUGGAGCAUCGGUGCGACCUAUGUGACGGUUUUGAUGGGUUUUUCUGUGUUCUUGUGCUUUGAUUCUCCGUGGCGUCGAGCAUGGUUACGACUUGUUGAUGCUUUUAUCUACCGUGUAAAAGUCGUAUUCGGAGUUAUCUAA